AACAAGAACUUAUCAGUUGGAUCAACCAACAAGGUUUCGAGAUCCUUUGGUUUGAAAUGCUCAGCCAACUCAGGUGCCACCAUGUCAGCUGUAUACAAGGUCAAGCUCUUAGGACCUGAUGGUCAAGAAGAUGAGUUCGAGGUGCAAGACGACCAAUACAUCUUGGAUGCAGCUGAAGAGGCUGGAGUUGACUUGCCUUACUCUUGCAGAGCCGGUGCUUGUUCCACUUGUGCCGGUCAGAUUGUGACGGGCAAAGUUGACCAGUCUGAUGGUUCGUUUCUCGAGGAUAGCCACAUGGAGAAAGGUUAUGUCUUGACUUGUGUGGCUUACCCACAGUCGGACUGUGUUAUCCAUACCCACAAGGAAACUGAACUCUUCUAAGUUCGGAUCUCU
Molecule: messenger RNA, 393 nt
Organism: Camelina sativa (false flax)
Lineage: Eukaryota; Viridiplantae; Streptophyta; Magnoliopsida; Brassicales; Brassicaceae
Source: RefSeq, a predicted model, not a curated record